AUGUGUUUGAAGCGCGGGAAAGAGUGGAAGAAGAAGAUUGUAAAAAAUUUGCUUUUUUCAUGUGAGAAGAAGAAAAGAGCAGAAAAAGGCACGAGAGAAAAGAGUUAUGUCUCACAAGAAGAAUUCCUCUCUUCUUUCUUAAGAAAGAUGAUGUCUUCUAUCGCGGAAGAGGAGCCAUCGCUGCCUGCGAUGCAACAACAACAACAACAACAACAACAAGAAAUAAAGCAACCAACGCUCGCGGCGACUUCCCCGCCUCACUCUCCGAGAAGUAGUGAUGACAGUAGCAGUCGAAGAAGAAGAAGAGCUUCAAAAUUCAACAUCGACCCGCCACCGUCGCUUCUCGUGAGAGCGAUUGAAAAAGCGAUCAAAUGCGCGUGUUACGCGAUCGUUAUCUUCUACGUGGGGAAAGCGUUUCACCGAAACGUGUUUAAUCCUCUUCUGUCGUUAUCGAAUGCGGAUUAUAGUCUUAAAACGAUCGUCCGAGACGUGUUUUACGGGUACGAGAAACCGAAAAACAGGAAAGCGGCGAGUUCGGUGCGAGAUAUCGAGCACAAGAAAAAGUUACUCGCGGACGAGUCACAUUUGAAGAGGAAGUUAGAACACAGGGAUAGAAAGAGACAGAAAUUGCACGAGAAGUUAGGAUUGAACCACGAGGACGAGAUGGAAAUUUGGAGAAGGAAGUCGGAGGAGAUGAAGAGGAGCAACGGUAGGAGCGCUUCGACGCGUCGGGACGACGACGGCGAGUUGUAA
Messenger RNA from Bathycoccus prasinos, 753 nucleotides. RefSeq lists its product with no specific name. NCBI's taxonomy places the organism in Eukaryota, Viridiplantae, Chlorophyta, Mamiellophyceae, Mamiellales, Bathycoccaceae. Bases 1 to 753 code for a protein of 250 amino acids. The record is from RefSeq and is a predicted model, not a curated record. The transcript has a single exon.